This is a messenger RNA of Vollenhovia emeryi, 1133 nucleotides long. RefSeq names its product zinc finger MYM-type protein 3-like. The transcript is spliced from 6 exons. The record is from RefSeq and is a predicted model, not a curated record. Bases 1 to 774 code for a protein of 257 amino acids. NCBI's taxonomy places the organism in Eukaryota, Metazoa, Arthropoda, Insecta, Hymenoptera, Formicidae.
AUGGCAUUAAAAUAUACGUUUGGCGUAAACGCGUGGAGGCAAUGGGUGGUGGGGAAGAAUGCUGAAUUAGAAAAACAAAGUACACCCUUGAGGAAGAUAAAAUUGUUCAAGACAGAUCUUCUGCAACUUACCGCGGACGAGUUAAAUUAUUCGCUAUGCCUCUUCGUGAGGGAAGUGAAAAAACCGAACGGUUUGGACUACGCUCCCGAUACAAUAUACUACCUUUGCCUAGAAUACAUCGUGACCAGAGUGGAGGAGGAGCAUUUGUGGGAAUGCAAACAAUUAGGUGCCCAUUCCCCGCAUGUUCUGCUAAGCACGCUUAUGUUCUUCAACACGAAACAUUUUAAUCUCGUGACAGUAGAGGAGCACAUGCAACUUUCCUUCUCUCAUAUCAUGAAACAUUGGAAGCGCAAUCCAGCAGCCCAACCCGCAGCAGUGGCAGGGAAAGUUCCCGGUUCAAGAAAUGUCCUUCUGAGAUUUUAUCCGCCGCAAUCAGCUCUUGCUAAUUCAAGAAAAAAGAAAGUGUAUGAACAACAAGAGAAUGAAGAGAAUCCAUUGAGAUGUCCUGUUAAGUUGUACGAAUUCUAUUUGUCGAAAUGCCCUGAAAGCGUCAAGACGCGAAAUGAUGUCUUCUAUCUAUUGCCAGAACGUAGUUGUGUGCCAGACAGUUCGGUAUGGUACUCGACAUUGCCCCUCGCGAAGGAACAGCUCAUCAAAAUGUUAUAUUGUAUUAAAAUGGUUAAAGAAAUUAACGUAACUUUACUAACGACUUAAUUUCACCUAUUACAAUGAUCUCUUAUAUCGUUAAACCAACAAGUAAGAGAGGCAAGAGGAAGACUCAUCUGUUUUAACACUUUGACUGCCAUCCGAAAAUGUGAGUUCAACCUCAGACUUAGCAAUGUUACAAUAUCGUAUAUUUAAUUAUAAAAGUGAACAUUUGAACAAGAUUCCGUUAACGAAGUUUAAUUUUUGGUACAAAUUUUGUCUUUAGCAUAAGAAGCUACGUUGUGAUUUUUACCUAUUGAAUUGUGUGUAUAUGCAAAGUGUUAAAGUGGUACGUGAAAAUGCAGAAGAGCGAUUACUACAAAAAUGAGAUGCGAACAGAAAUAUAGGAUUAAACAAGUUUUCCAGUU